CAGACUCCGCCUUGUGUCUGGGCUCCUCCCCGGCCAUCUUUCAUUCAUUCCGCAUGUAGUGCUGGGUGCUUGGGACAUGGGGGUCAAACAGAUCCGUCCCUGCCCUGAGGGAGUUAAGGGGGUGGUGUGGGGACACGGAUCUAGGCUCCGACAGUGACAGCUUAGGGUGGUAAAGAAGCCGCCUAGACCCUGGGAGCCUCCAAGACGCCAGGAAGGCUUCCCGGAGGAGGUGAGACCUAAACCGAGACCUGAGGAAUGGUUAGGAGUUUGCUACAAGGAGACAUUGCGAGGGCAUUCUUGGCAAAAGAACCUGAGACGUGAAAGAAACAGGCGUAUUCUUGGUAAUUGCGAAGAGAAGUCGACAGUGUGGGGAGUUGGAGUGACCCGGCUGGAUGUGACCCCAGGACAGAAUGGUGCUGGACUCAGGGGCUCAAGUGUAUGAACAGGCACCCCCCAGCCCACCAGCCAGUCCCUCAUCCUUGGGCCAUAGGCUGAAGCCCUCAGACCGAGAUGGGACACUGCUGUACCCCUGGCCUCAGUCCCUGGCCUUGCCCCUGGCUCUGUCAAUCCCCUCAGCCCUGCGGCCCCGGCCUGAGCUGCAGCCCUUCUCAGAGCUGCACUUGGGCCCCCGUGGACACAUGCGUCGCAGUGAGAGCACCUAUACUGUAAAUAGUACUGGCCGGCGGGGGGGUGGCACCCAGGGUCGGGGCCCACCUGGACGGGGACGGGACCCAGGCGGGGGCACCCUGCGGUCUGCAGCCUCCCUGCCUCACAUUGCUAAGACUCGAAAGGAUGCAGGCCGUGGUGCCAGCAAGAGCCCUUGCAUGUUGGUGGCCUUGAGGCCAACCAAUAUGGACCGAGAGCGGGACAAGUUCUUCCAGUCCCACUAUACCUACAACCCACAGUUCGAGUACCAGGAGCCCAUGCCCACGGCUGUGCUGGAGAAGUACUGUGAAGCUUCUGGACAGUUCAUCCAUCAGGCAGUUGGCAUCAUUGAGGCUGUCCUGGAGAAGUUUGGUACCUAUGAACACUUUGAAGCUGCAACGGGGGGCCAGCUGCUGACCAAGUGCCAGAUCUGGUCCAUUGUUCGCAAAUACAUGCAGAAGGAGGGCUGCGUUGGGGAGGUUGUGGUGCAGCUGAGUGAAGACCUGCUGUCCCAGGCAGUGAUGAUGGUGGAGAACAGCCGACCAACGUUGGCCAUCAACCUGACUGGAGCCCGCCAGUAUUGGUUGGAGGGCAUGCUGCGGCACGAGAUAGGCACUCACUACCUGCGGGGCGUGAACAACGCGCGGCAGCCGUGGCACAGCGCCGAGGGCCGGCUGCAGUACGGGCUGCGGCCAGCGAACCCCACGGAGGAGGGCUUGGCCAGCCUGCACAGCGUGCUGUUCCGCAAGCAGCCCUUUCUGUGGCGCGCCGCACUGCUCUACUACACCAUCCACCGCGCCUCGCGCAUGUCCUUCCGCCAGCUCUUCCAGGACCUGGCGCGCUACGUGCAGGACGCCGACGUGCGCUGGGAGUACUGCGUGCGCGCCAAGCGCGGCCAGACGGACACCUCGCUGCCCGGCUGCUUCAGCAAGGAUCAGGUGUACCUGGAUGGCAUCGUGCGCAUUCUGCGGCACCGCCAGACCAUCGAUUUCCCAUUGCUGACCUCACUGGGCAAGGUGUCUUAUGAGGAUGUAGACCACCUGCGGCCCCAUGGGGUGCUGGACAAUACCCGGGUGCCCCACUUCAUGCAAGACUUGGCGCGCUACCGGCAGCAGCUGGAGCACAUCAUGGCCACCAACCGGCUGGAUGAGGCAGAGUUGGGCCGCCUGCUGCCUGACUGAUGCCGGUUGAGGGCUACAGGCAGAGGCCCUGGACGAGGGCUCCAGAUCAGCUCCCAGAACAUGAAGCUGACUGUUCUGUGCUUCCAUGGCCUGGGUGUUUCUUGGGGAAUUGGGAGGGCAGGAGCAUCCCAGGAGGUAGGAGUGGCAACAUCAGAGGGUUUGUGUCCCUUGCUAGCCUCUCAGGCCCUGGGACCAGCAGUAGCAUGCCAAGCAAAAUGAGUCUGCCCUCCUACCUCUAGCUCUCUGUUGAGUGGAGGGGAAGCCUGGGGGCAGGAGGGAGGCUGAGCAUGAUGGGGAUGGGGGGUGGUUUGGGAGUAGAAACUUGUUCUUGCAUGAGAUGGCUUUGGGUGUCUGCAUACUCCAGUCUCUCCCUUCCCCCACCUGGCCCCUCGGUGCUCCUUCAGCUUUCACGCUGUCUACCUCUCACUGGGUCCUGGUGGGGAUCUCCCUUCUCCUGGGGUGACUGCCUGGGUCUGAGGGCCUGGCUUUCACAGAGACUCAAGGGGCAGGGGUCCUGGCAGUAGAGACCCAGCUGGGCUGGGGUGUGAUUUCUAGCAUUUUGCCUCUCCCACUGGCCAUGUAUUUAUACCCUAUUUAUGUGCUCUGCUUCCUGGGGCUGGGAGGUAGCAGCUUCUGACGGUGUGGUGGAGGGAACAGAGCUCCUCUGGAAGGCACGAACUGCUCCUAGCCCCACUCUCAUCUCUCUCUCUCUCUCUCUCACACACACACACACACAGUCUUUUAGGCCUUGUGGGUCAACCCCAAGAGCUCACCUGGCCUUGCCCCCAGCCCUCCAGUGGCCUGUGCUGUUCCUGUCUUUGCCCACACCCUCACAGCUGGCCUCUGGCAGAUGGUGCCAGAGGCUGGCAGCAGCCACACUUGAGCCUGGGGGGCAAGCCCCUAGCUGUUGUCUCAAGUCCUGAGCCCCCCGGACCAAGAAGGUGUAGAGGUGGUGGUUGCUUCCGGUUUCACCUCAGACUCCGCUGUGUGAUGCUGACCCAUUCCCACUCUCACCCUUGCCCUUGGUUUUCCCAUCUAUAAAAUUCAGAAAUGCAACUGGAAAGUCCUUAUUCGUUUAGUCAGUGACUAUGUGUAGAGCACCUUCUGUGUGCCAGUUACUGGUCAGAACACCCUCACUGAGUUCCCGGUCCAGAGAGAAACCAGACAAUUAAAACAA
Molecule: messenger RNA, 3003 nt
Organism: Zalophus californianus (California sea lion)
Lineage: Eukaryota; Metazoa; Chordata; Mammalia; Carnivora; Otariidae
Gene: MATCAP1
Product: KIAA0895 like
Exons: 7
Coding region: 411-1826 (471 amino acids)
Source: RefSeq, a predicted model, not a curated record